Messenger RNA from Aquila chrysaetos chrysaetos, 3524 nucleotides. RefSeq names its product iroquois homeobox 6 (gene IRX6). Gene Ontology annotation, molecular function: RNA polymerase II cis-regulatory region sequence-specific DNA binding; DNA-binding transcription factor activity, RNA polymerase II-specific. Gene Ontology annotation, cellular component: nucleus. The record is from RefSeq and is a predicted model, not a curated record. Bases 1095 to 2408 code for a protein of 437 amino acids. Gene Ontology annotation, biological process: cell development; regulation of transcription by RNA polymerase II; neuron differentiation. Lineage: Eukaryota; Metazoa; Chordata; Aves; Accipitriformes; Accipitridae. The transcript is spliced from 7 exons.
GAGGCGGGCUGCCCGCCGGCCGGCUCCCUCUCCCGGCCCCAGCCGUGCCCCUGCCCGGGCAGGCAGAGCGCGCCGUGCGGGGCGAGGUGUGAGCCCGCUCCCGCGGCUCCGGGCCGCCGCGAAGGGCAGGGGAGCCAAGGCGGGGAGCACAACGAAUCGGCUCGAUUGCAAAAGCGGUGCCGUGCCGUACAGCAGAGGCCGGCCCUGAGGGUGGGAGCCGGGGGGGAGAGGGAAGGAAGGGCCGGCGGGGCUGCGCCGGCCGGGCCGGCCCCGAGCGCUGCUGCCCCGGCUGCGGCGGGCAGAGCCGCUGCCCUGCGCCCCUCACACCGCCGGGGCCACCGCCGGCCCUGCCCUCCGCUCCUCCUCCCUGCAGCUGCAGGGCCACGCUGUCCGGGGGACGCGGCGGGCACACCGCUGGAUGCCGUGAUUUCCCCCUUUUAUAUUUUUUUUUUCCCCAAGACAAAUUUGGAUUGUGUUUUAAAAAGGGGGGGGGAGACCAACCGCAACGCACCGCCGGUCCCUGCCCUUGACGUGCAUCGCGGCACAACAUUAAAACAACAUGAAACAAGCGCUGGGAGCGGGCGCGGGGCGCGGGGCGCUGCCUGCUCCUGCCCGCCGCUGCCUGCUCCUGCCGCGCCGCUGCCUGCUCCUGCCGGCAGGGCCGUGACGUCACGCCGCUCCUCGCCCACCGAUGAACGCUAAAGACCUAUAGAGCAGAAAAUAAUACAACAAGCAAGCUCCGUAUCUUGCAAGCCCUACGUGAUUUUCCCCCCCUCUUUGAAAAAGCCCCUUUGCACUUAAACUCUCUAUACAUGUGGGGUGGCUUUUUAAACUCUCUCUAUACAAACAUAUUUAUUAAGAGCGAUGGGAAGUGGGGGGUAGCCUAUUUUUUUAAUCCAGGCACCAACACCACCACCCCCCCCCCGCCUCAGAUGUCUGGCUGCUUUUCUUAAGUGCAAUCAUCUAUAAUUGAGAAAAAAAAAAAAGCCAUACGUGGAAAUGUGUGUGUGAGAAGGUGCAUCUUGAAGCAGGGUUUAGUUACAAUCGAUCUUGGGGGGAAAAUAUUGCCUAUGGUCCAAAAAUAAGGAGCAACUAUGUCCUUCUCUCAGUUCGGAUAUCCCUACAGCACCACUUCACAGUUUUUCGUGCCCGCCAGCCCCAGCACGACCUGCUGCGAGGCUGUCCCCCGCUCCGUGCCGGAUGCCUCCUCGGCGCCGGCCGCCGCCUCCCUCUGCUGCGCCCCGUACGAGAGCCGGCUGCUGGCGCCCGGCCGCGCCGAGCUCAAUGCGGCGCUGGGCAUGUACGGUGCCCCGUACGCCGCCGGCCAGGGCUACGGCAACUACCUGCCCUACAGCGCCGAGCCCGCCGCGCUCUACACCGCGCUGAACCCCCAGUAUGAAAUCAAGGACGGCGCCGGCACCUUGCACUCGGGGAUCGCGCAGCCCGCUGCCUACUACUCCUACGAUCAUUCCUUGGGGCAGUACCAGUACGACAGGUACGGGACGGUGGAUUUCAGUGGUUCGGCCAGACGCAAAAAUGCAACGCGAGAGACGACGAGCACCCUCAAGACGUGGUUGUACGAGCACCGCAAAAACCCCUACCCCACCAAAGGAGAGAAAAUCAUGCUGGCCAUCAUCACCAAAAUGACCCUGACGCAAGUGUCCACUUGGUUUGCUAACGCCAGACGGAGGCUCAAGAAAGAAAACAAAAUGACCUGGUCUCCCAAGAACAAAGCGGGGGAAGACAGGAAAGAAGAAACCCCGCGGGAAGAGGAGGAAUACAGCGCGGAGAGCGAAGGCAGAGAGCAGAAGAGCUGCAAGGAGGACAAGGAGCUGCGGUUCAGCGACCUGGACGACCUGGAGGAGGAGGAGGAGGAAGAGGAGGAGGAGUCGAGGAAGCCGGAGAAGGGCCGGGCCAGCUCCCUGCAGGAAGCCCCCAGCCUCGGCGCGGCGCUGCCCGAGGCUCCGCGGAGCGACUGCAGCCUGCCCGGCCCCUUCCGCGCCUUUCCCUGCGCCAAGGCCCCCGCCGCGGACUUCUCCCCCGCCGCCCUGGCCGGCCCGCCGCCGCCCUACGCGCCCGCGGAGAAGCCGCGCAUCUGGUCGCUGGCGCGCACCGCCGGGGCCAGCGCGGCGCGCAGGGGCAGCCCCGAGGGCCGCGGCGCGGAGGGAGGCGGCGGCGCGGCGGGGGAGCAGCCCCUGCCCGCCAAGGCCUUCCGGAGCUCCGCUUUCAACCUGCAGCCGCUCCCGCGGAGCUGCGCGUCCCACCGCGGCCUGGGGGAGCCGUGCCAGUACGCGGCGGCGGGCGAAGGCUUCGGGCGGGGCGCCAAGGGCGGCCCGGGGGGCGCCGAGCUGGGCGGGACCUGCCUGGACAGGCUGCGGACGGCGUUCCGGCCGGUGCUGCGGCGGUGAGGGCCGCCCGCCCCUUCCUGAGCGCUGGCGACGGGACUCCGGCUGCAGCGAAGCUCUCGGCUUGAAACAACGAAAGAAACCUCUCCCCGGCCCGGCGAUGACUUCCCCGCCCCGCAGGCACGGCCCGCGGCUCAGCCUCCCCUGCCCUCGCCGGGGAAACGUCCCGCCGCGGCACAACGUGCUUCUCACAUGGGGCCGAGGGGCGCGGCGGGCGGAGCGGCUGCGCCCGCGGGACCGGCACCUCCCCCCCCCGCCGCCGCCCGGUUGCCGUUUGUUCAACACCCCUCAUUAACGUCUUUGCAAAAAAAAAAAAAAAAAAGGAAAAAAAGAAAAAAAAAAAGCUAAUCUUUUCUUUUUCUUCCCCACGUCGUGACUUGUUUUUCCUUUUCCUCCCACCCUGCUUCCUCCGCGCCCCACUCCGCCAAGGUGCGUUGUUCGCGGUUGCUCCGCGCCGUCCCGAGGAGGUGGGAGGAGGAGGAGUGGCGCAGGUUACGCCGGGCUGUUUAUUUCCCGUCGCUGUACAUAGAUACCGCUGAAAGUAUUUUUCAGAGUCUAAUUAACAGGGAUAAGCUGAACGCCGUGAAGCUGUCCUGUGACCCCGGGAGUUCUUCAGGCAGGAGCCGGCGCAGCCCGGGCAGAGCGGCCCCCAGCCCCCGGCCCCGGGCCGCCCCGGGCACCCGCCGCCUGCCCCGAGGCACGGCCAGGGCACGGCCGGGGCACCCCCGGGCAGCGAGUGGCGACCGGGCGGCGAAGUAGGACGUUGUUAGUGGGUCACCGCCGUCAGUUAGUGAAAAGAGCAGUGCUGCACUUUACAGGACAGACGAGAAAGGGAAACCGUAUCUCUGCAUUAUUUCUGUUUAAUUAAAAGUGUCAUCCAACACUUUGUGUUCAGACUAAUAAACGAAGCAGGGAUGAGGAAAGAAUGUUUCUUUGUUCCUCUCUCUAGAAGCAGUGGCAAUAAUUUAAAUUAAUAACUGGUAAUUAAGAGGUCAUCUAUAGAUCAACCCGAUACCUGCUAUUUCCAAGUUCACCAGGGUCAACAUUUACAUUAAGUCAUUUGUGGUCAAUAGAGUCCAAUGAAUUCUGCCUUAAUAAAUCAGGGAAAUCAAUCUUGAA